Molecule: messenger RNA, 2013 nt
Organism: Mucor mucedo
Lineage: Eukaryota; Fungi; Mucoromycota; Mucoromycetes; Mucorales; Mucoraceae
Exons: 1
Coding region: 301-1857 (518 amino acids)
Molecular function (GO): protein binding
Source: RefSeq, a predicted model, not a curated record
AAAUAAGUUUUACAACUAUUAUCUACGCCACCUUUUUUUAACUUGAUCUCUGCCCAAAAGACAGCCCGUAACAAUCAAUUGCUUUGUUGGAUAGACUUGUUGAAACAGCGAUUUAAUUUUCAACCCUUGUCUUUUUAAAGAACAAUUGCCACUUUUGAUAUCUAGGCACUUUUUCCCCUCUCUUAUUAUUAUUACCCUUUCUCCUCUAUUAGGAGUAGUGUUUUUUUUAUUUUUUUUUUAUUUCGUAUAAACAGCAUUGGACUUAUUAAUUCUCAGCCAUCAUCAUUCUUAAAAAUAAUAAUGAAGAUUACAAGGACGUUUCCAAUCCUAUUACUGCUACUUUCGACCAGCACUAGUAAAGCACAAGAAUAUAGCUGUCUAUCCUUGCGGGAUUCAGUGACCUGUCCAGCCUAUAAAAAUUUUUACCUUAGUCCUGGAGGACUAGCACAACAAUACCCGUUUCUUUCGAAUGUGACGGAUGUACAGUCGUUUGAUGAAGGCAUGAAACAACUGAUGAAGACUGCCAAUCCAUAUUAUGUCGAGUUAGGCUGCUCCAACAAGGCAAGCUCCUCUUCAACCACGAUACCCUAUGCACGUUAUUCUUUAUCCUAUUUAUGUGCAUCUCUGAUUCAAGAUAGUUUAUACUCAUUACCUUGUAAUUUUGCCAACAAAGUGAACCCACCACCUUUAUGUCAAUCAACCUGCUUCGACUACACUGCUAGUGUACAAGCCAUUACUUCCAACUCGGAUGUCUGUUUCAAUCAAGAAUUACAAUCAGCUCGACUCGAAAAUAUGAAUUCGUCUUGUGUGUAUUGGUCUGGUUUGAACGGUACGUUGGAUUGUAUUCCUGGUAUAGCUAACGAACCCAACAAUUGUGGAUAUCAACUCGAAUCAGAUGGAUGUGCCUAUUGCAAGACCAAUGGCACUGACACCUGCUGUCAGACGAUUAGAGGAUGCAACGGUUUGUCGGUGGGUGCCAUUAUUGGUAUCAUCAUUGGCUCGUUAGCAUUGGCAGGCAUGAUGGGUGCAGCCUUUUUUUUCGUGCGAUACAAAAACAGCAGAAAGAAGAAUGGAGUUUCAUAUACGGGCAACAAAUUUAGCAUGAACCAUAAAACAGAGACCAAUGAUCGUUCCAAUGGAAUAGGAUAUGAGGCGUUAGGAUCUCAAGGUGCUUUAGUACAAAGUGAACAGCCCUUUUUAAAACCAAGUCAGUUGGAUACUGCAUUACCGCCAUUACCAUUACCACUAUCACUACCACCACAAGGAGGAGAUUUGGAAGAGUUUUAUCAGGUGAAGCAUCCUUACCCACCGCAGAUGGGCGAUGAGUUGGGCUUGCAUGUGGGAGAUAUUGUAUGUGUAGCCAUGAAUUUCGAUGACGGAUGGGCACUUGGAUUUAAUGUGACAACAGGUUUAAAGGGUGUGUUUCCAGUAGUAUGUGUAGCACCUGCACCUGAAGAAUUGCUGGAACAAUUACUCUUUGACCAACCAACAAAUAAAACUCUGGUGGAAGAAGGUUCAUUAGAUCAUUUAAAUAUGCAACAGAUUUGCGAGAACUUGAGAAGGUCCAUCAGUAUCUCUUCCAAGAGGACAAUCAAUACAUUACCGUCCACAGAAUUAACACAGCAUGGAAACAUACCAAGAAGAACUGCUAGUAUGAUGCGAAGUAAUUAUGAUUACCGUGAAAGCGAUUCUCCAACUUCCCCUACCACACGCACUCCCUUUUUUGAUGUAAAUAUCCUUCAACAGCAACAACAAAAUAAUUCUCUAUCACAACCAGAACCCGCUUUAUUUCAACCUAUCGAAACUUACGAAAUGCAUCGAAAAAACAAUCGUGUAUCUAAACUCGAAGAGCCAUAAAAAAAAAGUUAUAUACAUUUGAAAACAAUAAAAAAACAGACAUACACAUCACACAUAUUUUAGAUAUGACGAUAUCAUGGGGGUGUACAUAGGGGAAUGUGGUAGGCAUAUAUACCUAUUUGUGUGAAAAAAAAUAAAAAUAAACUCGUUCUGCGU